Messenger RNA from Talpa occidentalis (Iberian mole), 4723 nucleotides. It is a transcript of the gene AGPAT1, whose product is annotated as 1-acylglycerol-3-phosphate O-acyltransferase 1. Gene Ontology annotation, biological process: phosphatidic acid biosynthetic process. Bases 2796 to 3659 code for a protein of 287 amino acids. Lineage: Eukaryota; Metazoa; Chordata; Mammalia; Eulipotyphla; Talpidae. The transcript has 7 exons. Gene Ontology annotation, molecular function: 1-acylglycerol-3-phosphate O-acyltransferase activity. The record is from RefSeq and is a predicted model, not a curated record. Gene Ontology annotation, cellular component: endoplasmic reticulum; membrane.
AGGGAGGAAGACUGGUAGAGAGGGAGGAGAGGUGGAGUCUCUGUGAAUUUGGGAUGGGGGUGUGGACAGGGAAUCCCGGAGAGGAAAUCCUGACACUACCAAAUUCCUUUUCCUGCCCUUUGGCCCCACACCACUCUUGGGGAGCGGGGCAGUGGGGCGGGGUGAAGGCAUUUAUUACUUACUCUCUUUCUCCCAGCAGAAUUUGCUGCCUAGGAAUGCCCUCAGAUACCUCUGUUUCCAUCUAGGCACAGGAUCUCUUGCUUCUCAGUGGCCUUCCACACUGUGCUAUACCCUUACUGAUACCCCGAUGCCUUGUGGGGGGACUGUGCUUUCUACAUUGAGCCUGUGUGCUGUUGACAUGUUUAGUAAGUUGUGUGCAGCUCGGUUGCCCUGUGUUAACCAUGAACUGGAGAAAUAUGAUGAUGUUUUCCAUUAGAAUUAACCAUUCCCAUGUCAUGUCCAUCCCUCAGAUCUAGGCGCAAUAUGUUCAAGUGUGCGAGCUUUCAUUAUUUUAUCUAUGAUGGGGUUUCUUGCACAUUUCAUUUUUGCCUGUUUAAGGGUGUAAAGAUCAUACCUUAGUUUGGCUCCCGUGUUAUGUCCACGGACCCACCGUAUGCGGUAGUCCUCAUGCGGGGUUCUGUGGCUUAGCUGGCCAGCACACCUCAUUUCGUCUCGGGGUCAGUCUCUGCUGCACGUGUUUUCCCAGUCUUGGUUCACACCGCACACGUGCGUGCCCCUUCACACCAUGCGCCGAUGUGAUGUGUUCAUGGCAUGUGUGCUCCUGUUUACACACACUAUAUUCUUCGUCAAGUUAUUGGCAGUGUGUUUUGUGAGCUGUGCUCAUUUACCCAUUUGGCACCCCAUUGUGUUUAGAAAUUCUUGGUGGGUUCUGCUCUUGAAAGGCGCUUAAUAACAAGCCUUAGAGAAGGUGGCUGGGCCUCCAAGUUCCCAAAGAGGCAAAUCCACAUGCCUUACCUUGCUGAUCUGUCUGGCCUGAGUCUUCACUCUCUCUCCCCAGUGGCCAGUGCAAAGUGCAGGCUGUGCCCAUGGAGCUCGGCUUGCCGCAGGGUCAGCCCCGCCACGCAUGUUAUUUGCCCCCCAUUCUUUGUACUGUUGCCUUGUAUCUGAUGACCUUUCCCCGUGUGUGGCCUGUUGAUCCCCUUUCUGUUUGUCGUGUGUGAGAUGGCACUUAUCGCUUGCUCGGGCCACAUAGCGUACAUGUGUAUUCAGAGGAGGUUACUGUGGGACAUGGUGUGUUUAUGGCUUUCUUGGCGCCUCAUAUCUGAUUAAUAAGAACUGUCAUCUCAUUAAUUACAGCUGAGUGGGUGGUGGACAGCCUUAUAAUUUGCUCAGCAGAUGUUUAUUGAGCACCUUCUCUUUCUCACCUGGCCACAGGGAUAAAACAGAGUCCUGUCCUCAAGCUACUUACAGACUAGGGAGGAAAUAAAAAUACCAGCAAGCAGCUAGUUACACAGUGUGGUGUCCAGAUCAGUGGUUCUCAAACUCUAGUGCCGUUAGAUUCACCUGGUGGGCUUGUUAAACUAUAGAUUGAUGGGCCCACGCCCUGAAUUUCUGGUUCAAAAAAUCUGGGGUAAGGGUCAAGGGUUUGCAGUUCUAUACUUUGAGAACCAGUGGUCAAGAUAAAGGCUUAAUGAACGCCCAGGCCUGGAGGGGUUCAAGCGGGGUUUUGUUUUGCCCAAACAAAACCUGUGACACUGUGUGAGGCAAGUGAAGAAGAGGCAGAAGGCAUUUAAGCUAAAGGAAACAGCAUGUUCACAGCACAGAAGUAUGAAGGAUCACGGUGUGUCUGAGGAACUGAAGUAAAUCAGCUUGACUGGAGCAAAAAAGGCUUUUGUGGGGAUGUGGCCAGAGAUUUGAGCAGAUGUCAACUUGUCAAAAGGGCUUUUGGGCAAAACAAAUCCUCAGAUUUUUGUUAUAGAAAAAUGUCGGUGGUCAUGUGGAAGACAAGAGGUCACGGAUUGGUGUGAGGGGGAGAGGAGUCUUUUGCAAAUAGUCCAGGGGAGAAAAGCAGGUCUGAACUUGCAGCAGGAAUGGGUUGGUGCUGCUGGCCUCUCGGCAAUGGGCUGCCCUUUGAGCUUAGCCCUUCCUGUUCUUGGAAGAGAGUGCCCAUGGCCUCGCUGUGAACAACAGGUAUUUAUUUGCCUGAACACCCUUUUUUGUGAAUAAAGACCCUGCCCCCAGCAGUGAGGCAGGUGGAGGAAGGAGGAAAAGCCUAGAAGGCAGGUUCCAGUGCCCAGGGCCUCCUCUUCCUGAGAGCUCUUUCCUGGGACAAGUGGUAUGACUCUGCCUUCAUGGCUUUGGGUUGUUUUGUUUUUUAAUUUGGUGAGACUUGAUGACUGUAGCUGCCUGACCAAAUUGCUUCCAGCACUAACAGAGAGGGAGGAAGGCUGGUAGAUGUGGCUGCCUGCCUGUGGAGGCAGGAUUGAUGGAUAUAGCUACUCCUGGUAUGUUUGUGGGUUUUUCUGGGAUGGGGGAGGCUGCCUAGUGGAGGGAGAUUUUUCUAGGUAUGCAUUUACAUUCCUUCAUCUAUCUCUGGGUGCAAUUGUAAAUUUCUGGAUGCAUGUGGAUGGGUCUCCAGAUGACUGUGUUGGUGACAGAGCCUUCCUUCUUGCCAGUUAGCUCUUGAGAAUGUCCACGGGUAUCUUGUCACUCGUACGGUAUCUGCUGUGCGCUGUGUGUGUGUGAGUGCAGUGUAGCCAAGGGGUUAGGAACACGAGCUGCUUAUGCUCAAGCUAGGAAUUGUCUCAACAACCAUGUGAUCUCAGGUGGCCAGAAUGGAGCUGUGGCCCGGGGUAUGGACGGUGCUGCUGCUGCUUUUCCUGUUGCUGCUCUUCCUGCUGCCUGCCUUGUGGUUCUGCAGCCCCAGUGCCAAGUACUUCUUCAAGAUGGCCUUCUACAAUGGCUGGAUCCUCUUCCUGGCUGUGCUUGCCAUCCCCGUGUGUGCUGUGCGAGGACGCAACGUUGAGAACAUGAAGAUCUUGCGCCUGAUGCUGCUCCAUGUCAAAUACCUAUAUGGGAUCCGAGUGGAGGUGCGAGGGGCUCACCACUUCCCUCCUUCACAACCUUAUGUCGUGGUGUCCAACCACCAGAGCUCUCUCGACCUGCUCGGGAUGAUGGAGGUACUACCAGGUCGCUGUGUGCCCAUUGCCAAGCGGGAGCUGCUGUGGGCCGGCUCUGCUGGACUGGCCUGCUGGCUGGCAGGAGUCAUCUUCAUUGACCGGAAGCGCACUGGGGAUGCCAUCAGUGUCAUGUCUGAGGUUGCCCAGACCCUGCUCACCCAGGACGUGCGGGUUUGGGUUUUCCCCGAGGGCACAAGAAAUCAUAAUGGCUCCAUGCUGCCCUUCAAACGUGGCGCCUUUCACCUUGCAGUGCAGGCCCAGGUUCCCAUUGUCCCCAUCGUCAUGUCAUCCUAUCAAGAUUUCUACUGCAAGAAGGAGCGCCGCUUCACUUCUGGGCGAUGUCAGGUACGGGUGCUGCCUCCAGUGCCCACAGAAGGGCUGACACCAGACGACGUCCCAGCUCUGGCCGACAGAGUCCGGCACUCCAUGCUCACCGUUUUCCGGGAGAUCUCCACCGAUGGCCGGGGUGGGGGUGACUAUGUGAAGAAGCCUGGAGGGGUGGCAGAGGCCCGGCUCUGAGCUCCCCUCCCAUCUCCCCCACUUUCCUUCCCAGACCUCCCAGGCCAGUGGGCCCUGAAAUAGGGCUGAGAAGCCCUCUUUGUCAUUUGCCCUCUCCCCACUUGUCCUCUUCUUUGGAAUCUUCAACUUCUGAAGUGAAUGUGGAUACAGCACCACUCCCUGCCCCUUCCCAGUUCCCACCUCCCUGCCCCCAGAUUCUUUGCCGGUGCCGUCUCCACUCUGACCCCACCCACCUCCUGUGCCAUCUUGUCUGUGGGAAGGUUGCCUCCCUCUUAUCUCCAGUGGCUCAGCCUACACAGGGUGGGAACACUCCAUCCUGUCCCCAGUGGACUCUCUUCCUUUGUGGUCUCUCCCCGUCCACCACCCCACAUUGGCCAGUAGACUCAUCCAUUCUAUGGAACAGUUCCCCAAGCCGCCCCCCAGUCCGUGGAAUCAGUGGACUCAUCCUUUUAUGAGGAAGACUCAUGCUGUGGCUGGAAGCUGAUGCCUGGAACACUCCUCCCAGGCUGAUCCUGGCAACACUCCUCAGCAUCUUCACCCUCCCUCCGUGGAGCCUCCUGUCCGGAGGCCGGACUCUUCAAACUCAGAGGUCUCAUCCCCGCCUGUGCCCAGGCGCCCAGGGUGGAGCACACUCCUGGAUGCCAGUUUGGUCUUCACAUUUCUGCUUCCUCCUGUCCUGUGGUACAGUUCUUCGGUGGUCCUGGCCCCACCCAGCCCCCUGCAGCCUGGCUGCUCCAUUCUAAACAGACACCAGGGAAGAGGCAGACAUCAGGUGCUGCACUCGCUUUGCUCCUGGGGAGUUGGGAAAAGGAUCUGAACCCUGGCUGGAGGGGAUAGGAGGGCUUUUAAUUUAUUUCUCUUUCUUUUGAGGCUUUCCCUCUCUGAGCCAGUUUUCAUUUCCUCCCUAUGGCAUUAACCACUCCCUGCCUCCCACCCCAGACCUGUGCCCACAACAGGGGAGGUGGGUUGGGAGCAAAAGGAAAGAGUGGGACCCAGUUUUGCGUGGUUGGUUUUAUUAAUUAUCUGGAUAACAGCAAGAAAUGAAGAAUAAAGCUUCAGAGAGA